UUUUUUUUUCUCUCUCGAUUUCAGUAACCGUUUUGAUAAAGAACCAAUGUCAGUUUAGUUCAUUUCGUUUUUAUCUAUACUAAAAAAGAAAUGACGACUAAAAAUUUAAGCAACCAAACACUACAUAGCAGCCUUUAUAGUCAUCAGUCCCUUUUUGGUCAAAUCCUUCAAGCCAAUAGGACAGUAGUUGCUGCUUCAUGUGCGGCCACCUCAAGUGUUUUGUCAGGCUUUCCUUUUGACUCUGUGAAAACAAGGAUGCAAACUCAUAGUUAUGACUCUAUCAUGGCAUGUGUAAAGACUACUUACAAGGAAGAAGGUGCCCGUGGAUUUUUUAGAGGCAUCUUACCACCUCUUGUAACUGUCAGUAUGAUAAAAUCAGUCUCAUUCACUGUAUAUGAAAGUAGCAAGACCUUCUUUCGAACACAUACAAGUCUACAAGGUGAUACUCUUCGAACAAUGACCCCUUUAGCAACUAUCAGUGGUGGUUGUAGUGGUGCGUUUGUGGCUUUCCUUAGUUGUCCUUUAGAACUAGUCAAGAUACAACGGCAAUUGGAACAAGUUUUAUUAAAACAACAACAGGCAGUAGGUAACGCUGUUACGGUAGAAUCAUCUAGUUGGCGAGCAGCAAAAAAAAUAGUUCAACGAAAAGGUAUUUUUGGUCUAUGGAAUGGACUACCCUGUCAUUCUGCGAGGGAUACUCUUGGAACAGCAUUUUACUUUGGCAGUUAUGAAACAACAAAACGAUUACUCUCUGGACCAACUAAAGAAUCAGGACCAUUGACACAUUUUUUCGCUGGUGGGAUGUGUGGUGUUUUAUCAUGGUUAUUUGUAUUUCCUAUAGACUUAGUCAAAUCUGUGAUGCAAAAGGAUGUGAUGAUGACUGAACCAAAAUACAAGAAUGCGACUGAAUGUGCCAAAGAUAUUGCUCGACGUCAAGGUGUUAAAGGACUAUACCGAGGUUUGACAGUGACUCUCAUUCGUGCCUUUCCUAUCCAUAGUUUGAACUUUUUGGUAUAUGAAGAAGUACUUCGACUUAUUCCCUCCCUUUAGUUAGAUUUCUUUUUUUUUUUUUAUUAUUAUUUACCAUAUUUAAUUAGACUUAUAAUUCUUCAAUUUAG
Halteromyces radiatus is the source of this 1118-nucleotide messenger RNA. RefSeq names its product mitochondrial carrier domain-containing protein. The coding region runs from base 91 to 1050 and encodes 319 amino acids. Gene Ontology annotation, molecular function: transmembrane transporter activity. Gene Ontology annotation, biological process: transport. The transcript is spliced from 6 exons. NCBI's taxonomy places the organism in Eukaryota, Fungi, Mucoromycota, Mucoromycetes, Mucorales, Cunninghamellaceae. The record is from RefSeq and is a predicted model, not a curated record.